AUGGCGGGCUGUGGUAAUGCAGAUAAAUGGGAGGAAGCAAAAGAUUCAGGAUGGAAUUUUUUUCAAGUCCCUUCGAUUAGAUUAUCUGGUGGAAUCAUGGUUCUUUGGAAAUCAGAUUUGGCUACUUUCAGAGUUUUUGAAUCAUCAAGCCAAUUCAUCAUUGGGGAGAUAGAUGUCCAAAACAAGGUAAGUUGGAGAAUUGCUACCAUCUAUGGUAGCACAGAUGUAUACAAGAGGAGAAAGCUAUGGGAAAAAUUGCAGUUAUACUCUACAAAGGACAAAGUAUUGAUCAUUGGAGGUGAUUUAAACUGUCUCCCCAAUAAGGAUGAUAAAAGAGGUGGAAAGAUAUUCGUUUAUUCAUUGGGCACCAAAGAAAUGGACUAUUUCCUUGUAUCCAAUGACCUUCAUGAGGUGAUGGGUACUGGUCCCAAAUAUACAUGGUGCAAUAAUAAAACCGGAGCUGACAAAAUCCUUGAAAGACUGGAUAGGUGCUAUUUGAAUUCAGUUGUAUUAAGCUCUCCUCAUCGGCUAGUAGUAAGGAAACUAGCUAGAGUUUCCUCAGACCAUUGCCCAAUAAUUCUGAAUAUGUUGAACUACAAUGUUGCCCUUAAAAAAACUAUUAAAUGUGAAGAUGUUUGGAUCUCUAAUCCAGCAUCUAUUGCUGUGGUAAAGAAAGCUUGGAGCAGGAAAUCAAUGGGGGACUUUAGCCAAAUUCUAAAUUAUAAGCUGUAG
Messenger RNA from Dendrobium catenatum, 732 nucleotides. RefSeq lists its product as uncharacterized. The record is from RefSeq and is a predicted model, not a curated record. Lineage: Eukaryota; Viridiplantae; Streptophyta; Magnoliopsida; Asparagales; Orchidaceae. The transcript is spliced from 2 exons. The coding region runs from base 1 to 732 and encodes 243 amino acids.